This is a messenger RNA of Diaporthe citri, 2847 nucleotides long. RefSeq lists its product as uncharacterized. The coding region runs from base 1 to 2847 and encodes 948 amino acids. Gene Ontology annotation, cellular component: chromatin; nucleus. The transcript has 3 exons. The record is from RefSeq and is a predicted model, not a curated record. Gene Ontology annotation, biological process: regulation of DNA-templated transcription. Gene Ontology annotation, molecular function: protein binding; histone H3K36 methyltransferase activity. Lineage: Eukaryota; Fungi; Ascomycota; Sordariomycetes; Diaporthales; Diaporthaceae.
AUGGCCGGCCUCCUCACUGAGACUGCUCACGCUGAGCUGCUGCCUCUCCCUACGCCUGAGCCUGCGCUUGGCCCUGACUCCGUUGAGCUCCCUGCCCUCCCCUCCGAGUCGAGCUUCCAGUUCUCCGGCUUCCCGACCGAUGCAUCCUCCAACAACGCGUCUUUCACGUCCACGCCCCCAACCACUAUUGCUGACGCAGCCAGCGUCGCCUCUGACACUUCCAAGCACGAGAUUACAGCUACCAUCCAGGCUCUCGACGCCCCUGCAGCAUCCACUCCCGUUACCGGCUCUGCUGAGCCUGCAGAGCCCGCACAGCCUGCGGAGCCCGCGGAGCCUGCGGAGCACACUGAGCACAUUGAGAAGAUCGAGCAGACUGUCCAAGUCGCCACCGACCAAUCACCCCAAUUAGACCAACAGACCCCCAAGGCGUCCACACCAGAUCUUGACAAUGAGACUCCCACCCCAAGACGCGCUCGAACCGCGCGUGCGGCUGCGCAGGCCCCCGUCUACAAUCUAGCCAAGCUCGCAGGCACUCACAUCCACGGCAAGAGACGCGCCAAUGGCGAUUCUGUCAGAGAAAAGCGCAGGAGGACCAUCUCGGGCGACACGCUGGUUGCCGACAACGGUGCAGGCACCAACCCCAGCCUCGACAGCAUUGUACAGCGUGGCGUUGACGCGUUGGACAUGAACUGGUCGCUGUCGGCCCCCAACUCGCCUUCGACCGCACGUGACGGCAACGCGCAGACCAAGUCUGCUGCGAACACCAAGAAGCAAAAGGCAAAGGCAGUUCUCGCGAAGCGCAUAUCCACACGCGCUUCAGGUGCGGCUGCCGCCGAGGCACUCAUCACAAAGGCUGCUUCGGUGGGCAAGCGGGGACGAAAGAUGCUCGAGAACACGCGCAUACCACGCGAGCUCAGAAGGCUACAGGACACAAACGAGUUCAUGGGCGUCGAGGCAAAACCUGUGCUUCAUACUAUCUGGAGCAAUGGCAAGUAUGUCGACCCUAACGAGUUGGACGUCGACGGCGAGCCACUCCGAAAGAAGGCCAAGAAGGAGCGCGCAUCGACAAAACCCGAGGCCGAGGUCGAGGCUGAGGCGUCCAAGGAAGAGACUCCCACGGUUGCGCCUAAGCAGAAACGCGUCAAGAAGUGGCUGGACAAGGGCCUGUAUGCAGGCCAACCAGCCCCAUUGGACUACACCAAGGGGAUGAGUGCUGCCGAGAAGAAGAAGCUUGCGCAACUGCCAGAGCUCGCCCCGACUGGAAAAGUGAACAAGACAUUCCCACUGCCCAUGUUUGCCGGCUUGAGACUCCUAAUCAAUGGUCGUGAUUUCAAACUGCCAUUCGAUGUUUGCAACCCACUGCCACCUGGUCAGCCCAAGCCGGAUGAGUGGCGCAAGAUGACCAAGAAUCGAUUUGUCGGCGACGCUGGGACAUACUGGCGGAAGACGGACCAUUUCAAGGACUACCAGUCAAAAUGUAUCUGCAAGCCUGAGGACGGAUGCACCGAAGACUGUCAGAAUCGCAUCAUGUUGUACGAGUGCGAUGACACAAACUGUAAUGCGGGCAAGGAAUACUGCCAUAACCGCGCUUUUCAGAACUUGACUGCGCGCACCAAGAAAGGCGGGCGAUACCGCGUUGGUGUUGAGGUUGUCAAGACAUCCGAUCGCGGCUACGGUGUGAGAAGCAACCGGUGUUUUGAGCCUAAUCAGAUCAUCAUGGAGUACACUGGUGAGAUCAUCACACAGGUGGAAUGCGAGACACGGAUGACCGAGAAGUACAAGGACAACGAGUGUUACUAUCUCAUGGCGUUCGACCAGAACAUGAUCAUCGAUGCGACGACUGGCAGCAUCGCUCGAUUUGUAAACCACUCAUGCGCACCGAAUUGCCGCAUGGAGAAGUGGAUCGUGCAUGGUCAGCCGCGCAUGGCGCUCUUCGCGGGCGAGAAACCCAUCAUGACUGGAGACGAGCUGACGUACGACUACAACUUCGACCCUUUCUCGGCAAAGAACGUACAGAAGUGUCUCUGCGGCAGCGAUAACUGCCGUGGCGUUCUGGGCCCCAAAGCACCCACGAUUCCUCGCGGCGAGGCCCUGGUCAAAGGUGUUAAGGAGACUGUCAAAGCCGCAACCAAGGCCGGAAAACGCAAGUUGGCGGCACUUCUUGAAGGCCAGGAAGAAUCGGGUACUCCCAACAAGAAGCGCAAGGUGAUUAAGGCUACGGGUGUCAAGCGUUCCCUGAGCGCAAAGGCCGCCGCGGCAGUCAAGAAAACUGCCAAUAGCAUCUCUGUCAACGCGAAGGCGGCUCUCUCCAACUCGACAGCGCCACCCAAGACUCCAGCCAAGACGGUGUCCGUCCGCAAAUCGACGCUCGUCAAGGCGUCCAGGACGUACAACAAGAAUGGGAAGGAGUUGCUGCUUGCUGCGAGCCUGACCUCAAGUGCGGCCACGAUUGUUGCGACACCAGCGACGGGGAAGUCGGCAGGCCCUGGCCGGAAGAAGGCCACUCCUGCAAAGGGCUCAGCGGCCAAGGCCAAGGGCACCAUCAAGGGUACCAUCACCAGCGCUGCCGGCAAGGGUAACAUUAGGGGCACCAUCAAGAGUGCCAAGCACACGAUCAACAAGUCUACCGGCAAGAAGACGGCCACCACGAAGACGGUCAAGGCGAGGCAGAUUGCUAAGAAGAGCAUCUUGGAAGAUGCCGAGGACGGCAAAGCGACCAAGAAAUCGGCCAAGUCAGACCGAGCACCCACCGUUGAGGCCGGGUCCAUUAGUGUCAAGGGCCCCCGGAAGGCGCUCGAGUUGUCCCGUACGCAGAAUAAGAUCCGCGUAGUGACAGACUCGGAGUAG